UCUUGCAAUGGCCGCCAAGGUCGCCGACGCCGCAGACAAACAAUCGCCAUUUUUAACAACAGUCCACAUUUUCCCCUUGACCGAAAUGCGUCGAUAAGGGGCUGUUUUCCACCCACAACACAUAUUAAAUCUAGUGCAUCUUGUGUAUGUGAUGUUUGAUUGACUAAUAGACGCGUAAACGCAAGCGUUCGUUCAAAAUGACGCAAUUCUUGCCGCAUAAUUUGUUGGCGUUAUUUGCCCCACGCGACCCUAUUCCAUUUCUACCACCUGCGAGCAAGUUACCCCACGAGAAGAAAAAUCGUGGAUAUGGUGGCGUCGGUGAUUUUUUAGACCAAUUUGAAGAUCCAAAAGAUACUCCACCACCUACAAGAGUUGAAACAAGAGAAGAACGCGUCGAGCGACGCAGAAGAGAACGUGCCGAGCAAGUUGCUUACAAGUUGGAACAGGAGAUAGCAGUUUGGGAUCCUACUGGGGCUACAAAUGUCACUUCAGAUCCAUUCAAAACCUUAUUUGUUGCAAGAAUUAAUUAUGAUACAUCUGAAUCAAAACUGAGGAGAGAGUUUGAAGGCUAUGGACCAAUCAAAAAGAUCCUCCUCAUCCACAACACCGUCAAUGGCAAACCGCGAGGAUACGCGUUCAUUGAAUAUGAACACGAGCGCGACAUGCACUCUGCGUACAAACAUGCGGAUGGUAAGAAAAUUGACGGGCGGCGAGUACUCGUUGAUGUUGAGCGGGCUCGCACAGUCAAGGGAUGGCUUCCAAGGCGUUUAGGUGGUGGUUUGGGUGGUACGAGACGUGGUGGUCCCGACGUGAACAUUAAACAUUCUGGCCGCGAAGAUAACGAACGCGAGCGUGAGCGUUAUCGCCUGGAACGGGAGCGCGAGGAACGCGGUGGAGGCGGCGGCGGCGGCGGUGGUGGUGGUGGUGGCCGUGAACGCGAUCGCGAACGUGGGGGAGGUUAUGGUAAUGCCGGCGGUGGCGGAGGAGGAGGCGGUGCGGGCGCAGGUGGUGGCGGCGGUGGUAAUUUCGAUCGGCGCCGGUCACGAUCCCGCGAACGCAGGAAACGUUCACGGUCCAGAUCGCCACGGCGUGAGAAACGCCGCCGAAGCCGCGAGCGACGCGCUGCUGAACCGGAUGUCGAGGAUGUUGAUAGACGGUCAAGGGAUAGGGAUAGAGAUCGUGAUCGUGAUAGGGAACGUAAACGCAGAAGGUCAAAGUCUCGCGAUCGGGACCGUGACAGGGAGCGUAAACGCGAACGCCGGGAGCGGCGCGAGCGUGAGCGUGGUGAACGCGGCGAGCGGUUAGAAUAUAUUAAGACAGACGAGGGUGGUGAAAUCCGCGUCAAGGAGGAACCCGUCGACGAUUAUCCAGACUAUCAACAAUAUCAACAACAAUACGAGUCGAAUGUUAAAUAUGAAGACGAGGAUGAGCGUAAGUACGACCCGGACACAGCGAACGGAAGCAGCACGCGACGUUUCGCCGCCGAGGAUGACGAAUACGAGGAGGGAGAGGCUUACUAAGCGACAAAAAAAACCUAGAUUUACGUUAAGUUGCCACUGUAGCGCGUCGACUAGCGAUUAGAUAAAGUAAUUAUGAUAUGGUAAAGCAUGCGUGCGAAGCUCGUGCGCAAAAAGCAUCGCAAAUCACGACGACACUCCCGACGCUUUCUCCACACGCAUUUUGCAUUUGAAUAUUCCGUAUCACAACGCUCUCGAAAUCGUCGAGUCACUUAUUCGCGUUGAGUCCAAAGGCGCGGGAGUGUCGUGGGGUAAUCUUACGUUGCACAAAACACUGAAUGACGUGAUGGUUAUUUUAUUUGAUUUAUUUCAAGUGUGUGUGGAGAGUGUAUAACUGUGUAACAAACAAGUUUCUGUUUAUCUAGCAUAUAUAACGUGACCUUAAAUUUUAAGUUUGGUUCAGACUCGUGUAGGAAAUAAAGUGCACUCGAUUUUCGAUCCUGAA
This is a messenger RNA of Dalotia coriaria, 1962 nucleotides long. Its product is annotated as U1 small nuclear ribonucleoprotein 70 kDa-like. Bases 198 to 1520 code for a protein of 440 amino acids. The transcript has 7 exons. The record is from RefSeq and is a predicted model, not a curated record. Gene Ontology annotation, biological process: mRNA splicing, via spliceosome. Gene Ontology annotation, cellular component: U1 snRNP; U2-type prespliceosome; precatalytic spliceosome. Lineage: Eukaryota; Metazoa; Arthropoda; Insecta; Coleoptera; Staphylinidae. Gene Ontology annotation, molecular function: mRNA binding; U1 snRNA binding.